CUAAGAAAUGGCUGACUUCAUAGAACAUUUCCGACAAUAUAAACUGGAGAUACAGCAAAGACAACCAAGCUUUGAAAUGAUACAGAAUAUAUGCUCCAGAGAAGAGAGCUCAAAAGAUAUAGAUAAACCCCAAGAGGCUGAGAAUAUCCCUUUAGAAUUUAAUUCCAUGAACCCUUCUCCUCAGAUCGACCAAGAUAGCAUCGAAUAUGGAGUGAAAGAGUGUAUAAUUCCUAUACUUCUUGUUCUUGCCAUGGCCACAUAUACAGAGAACUAUGAGUUCCUUUUUGGAAGUAUAGUAGCGUUUGCCUUUAUAUAUUCAAAGUUUUAUGAGUCAAUCCCAAACCUUUUCAGAAACUUUACCUUAGUCUUCAUUUGAGGAGUAGUUUUAUACCUCUCAAAUGGAGAAUAUUAUCAAUUAGCAGCAAUGAUGGUACUGGUCUAUGCUCCUUUUCAUACACUUUUGAAAGAAUACUCCGGAAGUUUCAAUCUAGUAGACAUAUUCAGUCUUUUGGUUUUCAACUGAAUUUUCUUGAUCUUUUGGGCUGAAAAUUUUUGGAAAUUCUGGCAAAUUGGAAUCCAAAACAAAGACUUGGAUGAAUAUGAACCUUUUGAUGGGGAUCAGCUGAACUCUCUAGGAGAUAUUCCUGAAGUUCUACUUUAUUUCAGCCCAUAUGUCAUCCUCAACUUUUCUGGAGUUCUCUUCGGAAUAUCUUUGUGAAUAUCAUCUAGAAAGACAGAAAAAUAUUUUUAAAGCAUAUUGUCUCUGCUUUGUGAUUGUCUCAACUAUGAUUCUUUUCUGAGUAAUGGUGGCUGUCAGUCUCCUUUCCUCUUCAGAGUUUAACAUAUUGACCUUCUUGAUGUCAGAACUAUCCAGGAUUUUAACAAGUGGAGUCUUUUGGUACAUGUUCUUUUGUCUUCCAUUAUGACUGAUAGGUAUUGCCAAGUACACAGGAGAUGAUGUAUUCAUGACUAGGAAACUUUUCCAUUUCACUGCUCUGGCUUUGUUCUUACCAGCUGUGAUAGCUAACCAGAAAAUCAUGGUUUUUGGUUCAAAUCUUGCUAUAGUGCUUUUUAUAAUCAUUGAGUUCAGUAAGAAAUAUAGUAGUGGUACUUGUCUCGCUAAGAUACAUGAGUAUGAAGAGACAUAUUUAGAUGAUAGAGAAAAGAAUAGGGAUGGCCUUGUUUUGUCCCAUCUCUUCCUCCUCCUCGGAUGCAGUAUUGGAACAAUCUCAAGUUAUAUCUUGUUAGACGGAGAUGAUUUUGACUUUAAUGCAGUACUUUAUUCAUUAUCAGGGCUCAUCUUUGUUGGAAUUGGAGAUUCAAUGGCAGCUCUUGGUGGUAGAUCCUUUGGAAUGACCAAAUGGCCAGGAAGACAUAAAAGUAGAGAAGGAUCAAUUUUCUGCAUAUGUGCUUAUAUGUUUACUUAUGUACUGGCUCUGAUAUUUGUACAAGCACUUUCUUCAACAAAGAAUCAGCAUUUUCCAGGAUAUUUAUACAUCGGUAUUGAAAUCUUUAUAUCAGGAGUUAUAGCAACUAUUGUCGAAGCACUUACAUAUCAAUUUGACAAUUUCCUAUGCCCUCAAAUCUGCUUCUCCUUUAUUGUCUUGAUUGAUCAUUGUUUCCAGGAAUUUAUUCUAGACUUGUAAAAAGAUUCAAUUUUCCCA
This is a messenger RNA of Moneuplotes crassus, 1664 nucleotides long. Lineage: Eukaryota; Ciliophora; Spirotrichea; Euplotida; Euplotidae. The record is from the annotation of a GenBank genome assembly.